AUGGAGAUGCAAUCUCAUCCACAUCCUCCACUCCUGCCUCCCAGGGCAUUGGAGCUCGAUCGCCACCAAAACCUCAAGGACAGCAAGGAUGGCAUGACGCCUCUCCCCGGUGCCCACAGACGGCUCAAGAGGAGCAGGACAGAGCAAAGAUCCGCAACCAAUUCGCGCACAGAUUAUGGAGAAGCUAACCUGGAGAAGACCAUGGUUGCAGAGCAGUGUGCGAGAAUCAUCCGAGAGCAAGAGGAGCGAGGUACGCUCGCCGAGCUGAGGAGGGCGAGGAGGAUGGGUAGCUGGAGUUCUGCUGCCGUUGUCGCCGCAGCGAAGGCAACAAAGACCCCAAGGGCAAUUCUGCCGCUAGCAGAGGAAAAUUCCACCGCGUCCUCUUCCCUCUCUGACGCUCUGGUGUUGGCUACUAGCCCCCCAGCUUCCUCCCUCUUUCCUUCGAGAACUAGGGCGGCUCUGGUGCGGCGGACGAGACCGCCUCCGCUCAGACUGGAGGGCGGACAAGCCGUACGGGUUGACGACAAUACUCCCCUCGGGCUCGAGUCUGUCCUUCCUCUCGUAAGUGUCAUAUCAACAUACAACGCCGACUUCUCGAAACUCCGAGACUUACAAAUCUUCUUCAAUCAGCCUCAGGGAAACGCCUUUGGUCCCUUUGGCUUCUGGGCCCAGCAAGGAGUCCUAGCCUCCACUCCAAAACCGGAACAUUUCGCUCAAGCGGAGGGAGGACCGAGCAGUCAAGGGCUUGCCACAGAGUCGAAAGAUCUCACAAUUCUCCCUCCCCACCUGCGCGGCCACCCUGCACUCCGCCGAGAAGAAGAUGUCGCCUCGAGAAGUGACCCUCCUGUCCUCGUCGGUCACGCUCAACCUCCUCCCGAGUCUCCACGCUGGCCAUUGCGUUCGACUCCUUCUCGCCGACCGAGACAUCUCCCUCGCUCCACCACCGCUCCCGCUGCCGUGGAUACGGAAUCCCUCACUCUCCACCGCGUCACGUCCGACCUCUCUAUUCCGCCUCUGCCCACGCCAACGUCGGCGGCAAAGUCCUCGUUCUCUCUGCAAAGGUACUCGGUUUCCGAGGUCCUGGAAAGCAUUGGGGUAGAACGCCUACCCAUUCCGGCUGGAGAACUGAGCACAAGCGGAGUCGAGCAUCCCUUUGCCGACCUCGAAAAUGUGCCUAGGGAGCCCCUCCUUAGGGAGGCAUAUAUACAGGUGCAGGACACCUUGGUGGCGCUUUGGGGGGCCUGGAGUGAAGGGCGGCUGAGGAUCAGGCUUGGAUUGACUUCCCUUCCAGGCCUUGCCACGGUGCAAGAGCCUAUGGAUGAUCCAUCGAAGCCUCCGUCCUUCACUCUGGGUUCCUCCACCCAGGAUCUUGCGCCUGGAUCCCUCCUCCCAAGCCGCCCUCCUCCAGGGAGCAGAUCGGCAUCCGCAUCGACGUCCGAGUCCAAGGCACGUCCAGGACUCAAGAAGAAGCUGUCCAAAUUCCAGCUCUUCAAGAAAGAGCACUCUGCUCCUCCCCUUCUCCCUUCCCUACCCUCCCACUCUCCCUCCGAACCCUCCACCCCCAUCCACUCCUCCCUCCCACCCCUCACCCCAAACAGGGGAAAGAUAUCCUCUUACGCCUCCGACACCCUAUCCUCCCUCCAACAAUCCCUCGUCGCCCUCUCCAAUUCCCCGCACACGGCACCACAUCUCGCCGCCGUCCACAUCGCACGCAUCGUCCUCCAAAAGCUCACGCUCGACCUGGGAACGCAAUCUACGACAGACCUGGAGCACCACGUACGAUUCAAACCAGCCAUGCACGCCGCCAUCAAAGACGAGCUCGUGAAGGACGAAGAGGCGGUGAUGCGGCAAAACCGGGUUUCGCGGUUGGCGAUGCAUUUACGGGAGCAGCGGCUCGCGCAAGAGAGACUGGCUAGGUUGAAGCAGAGGCAGUAUUUCGAUGUCAGCAAGGGGGCUUGGGUGCCUGUUGCGGUUCCGGCUUUGCAGCCGUUGCCGACGAAGAAGAAGGGGAGGAAGCAGGGGGUUGGGAACGAGGAGGAUGAGGGUGAUGAUGAUGAUGAGAAGGAGCUUUCUGCGCAUGGACAGAUUAUGUUGGCGAGACAGCGGCAGGGGCUCAAUGGAUUGAAGAGGAGGGCGCGGAGGGCCGAGUUUAAAGUGCCGGUGGAGGCGGUAAGGAUUGUUUGGGCGACGAGAUUUUACGAGCAGGCUUUGGAAAGGUAUCAAGAAGUUGAGGCUGCGAGGGAGGAGCAGGACGAUGCGCAGUCGGUGGAGAAAGAAGAAGGCGGAAGGCAGAAUGUGAGCGAGUCGAUUGCGCUGCUGGGACAGAUGUGGGAUAUGAUGACGCCGGUUCCGCCACCGGCUUUGUCGAUUCACAGCGCGGAUUCUGGAGAGGGAGACGAGAAAGGAAAGAGGAGGAGUGUGGCGAGCGAUGAUACGGAUUUGCGGUAUGCGAGGCUGCUUAUGGAUAUUGAGAGGGGAGAUGAGGACGAAGAGGAAGACGAGGGGGAUGUCGUGCCUUCGUCUGGUGCUGUGACACCGACCAUGAAGGCAGCGGUUCUGGGCCCCGGAGCGGAAUGGUAUACGGGUGAGGAGGAGAGAGAGCCGGAUAUCGAGGCACCCGCAGGCUGGCCAUUGCCUCUAACGCUGUUCCCGUCGCCGCCGACAAGAUUGCCACCCUCGCCUCCGGUUCCUACUGAGACGUUACCUAUCUCGACCGCAUCAUCCCAACAGAAAGAGGAAGAUGAACACGAUGCCAAAUCCUCGGGAAGUAUCACACCCACACGAGACCUACCUUUCCCCGGACCUUCAAGGCUGCGUCUACGCGAACAACGACACCGAGAGCUACAGCGCGAAUAUGUAGAUGUCGACGAUUGGCCGCUUCCCUCGCCCGACCUGCCGUUGGAGACCUCAAUCCCGGCGCUACUGACUCGUCCUACCCUUCCUACACGUUCGACCGUGCAAGAACAUCCUCCGCGUCCCUCGCGCCCCACACUUCCCUCAUUUCCUUCGCUCCCGCCGCGCAGAGACUGCCCUAUAGGCCGCACCCAUCUCACGCGUCCCACGCGCCCCUUACCCAUCUCGACAAGAUCGGCGCCUAUAUCAUCAGCCCUCGAACAACAGGCUGAUGCGCUUCCGCAGCCGCCAUUGCAAGACGAGACUCCAGCUGUCGAUGCUAGACUAGCGGCGAAGCGGCGCCACAGACAGACUACGUGGAACAUGGGUAUACGGUCGCCUGUUGAGGAGGAGUUUGGAGAGUCUUCUUCUGCUGCGGGUGCUGCUGCUGCGGGUGCUGGUGCUGGGGGGUUGCGGAGGACGGAGUCGAGGGUUGAGAGGGAGAGGGUGGAGUGGGAGGGGAGGUUGAGGGCGUUGGAGGAAGAGGGGGAGGUGGAGGUGGAGGCUGAAUAUGGAGGGAAAGGGAAGGGGAAGAAGGGGUUUGAGUUUGGUUGA
Westerdykella ornata is the source of this 3447-nucleotide messenger RNA. RefSeq lists its product as uncharacterized. The transcript has 2 exons. Lineage: Eukaryota; Fungi; Ascomycota; Dothideomycetes; Pleosporales; Sporormiaceae. Bases 1 to 3447 code for a protein of 1148 amino acids. The record is from RefSeq and is a predicted model, not a curated record.